Molecule: messenger RNA, 993 nt
Organism: Homo sapiens (human)
Lineage: Eukaryota; Metazoa; Chordata; Mammalia; Primates; Hominidae
Gene: OR2D3
Product: olfactory receptor family 2 subfamily D member 3
Exons: 1
Coding region: 1-993 (330 amino acids)
Biological process (GO): G protein-coupled receptor signaling pathway
Cellular component (GO): membrane; plasma membrane
Molecular function (GO): G protein-coupled receptor activity; olfactory receptor activity
Source: RefSeq, marked validated
AUGUGUUCUUUUUUCUUGUGCCAAACAGGUAAACAGGCAAAAAUAUCAAUGGGAGAAGAAAACCAAACCUUUGUGUCCAAGUUUAUCUUCCUGGGUCUUUCACAGGACUUGCAGACCCAGAUCCUGCUAUUUAUCCUUUUCCUCAUCAUUUAUCUGCUGACCGUGCUUGGAAACCAGCUCAUCAUCAUUCUCAUCUUCCUGGAUUCUCGCCUUCACACUCCCAUGUAUUUUUUUCUUAGAAAUCUCUCCUUUGCAGAUCUCUGUUUCUCUACUAGCAUUGUCCCUCAAGUGUUGGUUCACUUCUUGGUAAAGAGGAAAACCAUUUCUUUUUAUGGGUGUAUGACACAGAUAAUUGUCUUUCUUCUGGUUGGGUGUACAGAGUGUGCGCUGCUGGCAGUGAUGUCCUAUGACCGGUAUGUGGCUGUCUGCAAGCCCCUGUACUACUCUACCAUCAUGACACAACGGGUGUGUCUCUGGCUGUCCUUCAGGUCCUGGGCCAGUGGGGCACUAGUGUCUUUAGUAGAUACCAGCUUUACUUUCCAUCUUCCCUACUGGGGACAGAAUAUAAUCAAUCACUACUUUUGUGAACCUCCUGCCCUCCUGAAGCUGGCUUCCAUAGACACUUACAGCACAGAAAUGGCCAUCUUUUCAAUGGGCGUGGUAAUCCUCCUGGCCCCUGUCUCCCUGAUUCUUGGUUCUUAUUGGAAUAUUAUCUCCACUGUUAUCCAGAUGCAGUCUGGGGAAGGGAGACUCAAGGCUUUUUCCACCUGUGGCUCCCAUCUUAUUGUUGUUGUCCUCUUCUAUGGGUCAGGAAUAUUCACCUACAUGCGACCAAACUCCAAGACUACAAAAGAACUGGAUAAAAUGAUAUCUGUGUUCUAUACAGCGGUGACUCCAAUGUUGAACCCCAUAAUUUAUAGCUUGAGGAACAAAGAUGUCAAAGGGGCUCUCAGGAAACUAGUUGGGAGAAAGUGCUUCUCUCAUAGGCAGUGA